Lytechinus variegatus (green sea urchin) is the source of this 2384-nucleotide messenger RNA. Its product is annotated as meiosis expressed gene 1 protein homolog. Lineage: Eukaryota; Metazoa; Echinodermata; Echinoidea; Temnopleuroida; Toxopneustidae. The record is from RefSeq and is a predicted model, not a curated record. The transcript is spliced from 3 exons. Bases 193 to 456 code for a protein of 87 amino acids. Gene Ontology annotation, cellular component: nucleus.
GUUGAUGACGACGACCGACCGCGUACUGUAGCUAGCGCAUCAUUUCAAUUUGACAACACCAACGAACCGCAACGGAAGGCAAAGUUUCAAAGAUAAAACAAAAAAGGAAAGCUUAAAUUGACGAGUAGUAAAAGACUUCCAUAUUUUUCUACAAACGGUAGUUCACUGCUCUUGCCAAAGAACCAUCUUAAAAUGGCUGCCGUUGCUCAACAACCAAAGGGAAUAUCCAGACCCAAAAAAUGGUCAGAUGAAGUAGAAGAGAACUACAGGUUUCAACUGGCUGGAUACAGAGAUGCUGUUGAAUAUUCAUCAAUUAAAAAAGAUGAGCCCAACAGGUGGCCAGAGACUGGUUAUGUGAAGAAACUGCAGAGGAAAGAUGGUCUUUUUUACUACUACAAUAGGAGUAGGGAAUGUCAAGAUAAAGAUGUACACAGGACCAAGAUGUAUACUUAUUAGACAUUUAUAUUUAAGCCAGUCAUUUUAAAUAUUGUCAUAUACUCAUCUCUUGAUACAUUUUGUGUUCAAAGACACCAUUACUAUUCUUUAAUCUAUUGGUAAUAUUCAGUGUAAUGUAUUAAUAUUCUCGUACUUUUAUUUUACUUUUUUGUAUUUGUUUAGGAUAUUGUCAUUCAUUCCAUUAAAUAAAUAUCCUCAUAUUACCUCUAAUAUUUCAUGUGCUGUACUUACAAGUAUGUUUAGUAGUCUUUUUUUUUAGAAUGCACAUACUUUAUGUGAAACCACAAAUGUACUAGUAUGUCAAUGUUAGUGAAACUCAUGGCCAUUGUAAAUAGAUAAUUACUCAUUUUCAUUUGUAUAUUGUAAAUAAGAGUUAAAGUGGAUUUUAAAGUGAGUUGUAUGUAGGCCUAUUGAAAGCAUGGGAAAAACAACUGUCUGUCGGGACCAAUUCAAAUGAUGUUGCAAGAUACCUAUUUCAUGGUUUGUUCUAGUCUAAGUGUGAGAGUACUAGUUUUUUUUUCUGGGAUACUAGUAUCGCUUUGUAUUCUUGAUUCAUACCAGAGUGCCUUGAUAUCUAGCUGGUACUAGAUUGAAUGUUUUAAUUAGACUUUGGUAUGAGCUUGGAGGUUAACCAUUGCCCUGGUCUAAACUAUUGACAAAUCUAUCUGUUUAAGCAUGGUUUUGUAAAUGCCAUAAAUUGACAUUGAAAUAGUGAUGUGAAGCUGCUUCAAAUUAGCCCGGUAGUGUGACAUCAUUCACCUUGAAAAUAUAGAUAAUCAUAAAAUUUGCAAGAUCAUCUGACCCUUCCAUCCAGCAAAUGGUUGCUGAAUCAGCAUCCGUCUUGUGAUCCAGACGUUAAGUAUUUGUUUUUAAUUAUGUUAAUUGACUAUUUUAAACUACAAUGUACAUGUAGAAAGGCUAAAUCAAUGUCAACUAAUAUAAAGAUGUAUGAAUGACAUGAGAUAUAAAGUAAGCAGAUAUAUGAAUUUCUGUAGAAAAUUGCAAAGGUCAAAGAGAUUAAAGGGAAUGUGAAUCUUCUGAGAAGAUAUAGAUCAUCACAUGUUGCAGGAGUUUUUGUCUUCCUGAUUUUGCCUGUGUUAAUCUCAGUUUAUUUUGUAUUUGUUUCAAAUACAUUUUCACCGAGAAGAAUGUGAAUGUCUGCUAGAGUUUUGAAUCUUUAAUCAAUAGGGGUACACACGUUUUCUUAUUCCUCCUCAAAUUAGCAACAAUUAUAUUUACAUGUAUCUCAGUUUUAUAGUAUUCAGGGUAAAAAGAAAGUGUCCCCUUAAAAGAGACACAUACAUCUCUAGGGGUUACUAGUAAUCGGCUCUUUGUACUGCCAUAAAUAUUAGAGGGCAUAAUUGACUCCGAUUUGAAGUUUGAAUCAUCCCAAACUAGGCGCAGGAACCAAUUGAAUUGAAUUCACAGGAAGGAAAUUGUAUACCCUAUUCUGAUUGCUGUUUCAUUUAGAAUUGCAGUAAGAUACAGAAGAUAAUUUUCAUGUUAUCAGCCAUGGUAUAGAUUAGUCUGAUAAAUUGUAUAGUGCACCCCUAAUUUACAUGCAGCUACAUUGAAGCACUCAUGAUAGUAGUUUGGCAGUGUAUAUUUGGUUUAUUGAUUAACCAAAGGGGGUUGAUCUGGCACAUUUUUGACAAAAAUAUUUGAGAAAGAAAUGUGUUUGAAAUACUUUUGAGGUAUGAAUACAUUAUGUCUAGUAAGUUUUCAUAAAAAAAUGAUUUAAGUUCAUGCACAAACUUUCUGUUGCAAGAAUCAGCAAUGUUAUAUUAUGACUAGGGCAUUGGGGUAAUUUCAGUUUGUCUUGAGAUAAUAUUCUUUGGAUUACAACAACUUUGCAUACCGUACUGAUUUUAAACUGAAUAUCUGUCAUUUUAAAGUGAAUGUGGAAUAAAAAGACAAGUUCAAGUGAA